This is a messenger RNA of Nematolebias whitei (Rio pearlfish), 1944 nucleotides long. RefSeq names its product proteoglycan 4b (gene prg4b). The record is from RefSeq and is a predicted model, not a curated record. Gene Ontology annotation, molecular function: scavenger receptor activity; polysaccharide binding. Gene Ontology annotation, biological process: immune response. The transcript has 12 exons. NCBI's taxonomy places the organism in Eukaryota, Metazoa, Chordata, Actinopteri, Cyprinodontiformes, Rivulidae. The annotation marks the transcript as partial.
UCUACCCAGUCAAGCUGCAGAGGACAGUGUGGUGCCGAGUACUACAGGGGUAACAUGUGUCAGUGUGACUACAGCUGCCUGACUUAUGACGAGUGCUGCAAAGACUAUGAAUCUCAGUGCACCACAAAAAACUCGUGCAAGGGUCGCUGUGGAGAAACCUUCAAGAGAGGACGACUGUGUAGCUGUGAUCCUGAAUGCACAACGUACAACCAGUGCUGCCCAGAUUACAGCAGUCAUUGUGAUGCAGAUGAUGACUACCCAACUCCUCUGGAUGGUACAUCAACUAAUCCACCAGAUGAUCCCAGUGAUGUGCAGGAUCAGGAGAUGAGUCCAACCUUGGAGAGCAGCAGAAGUCUUGAACCAUCUACAGCUGACCUGCUGGAUGCUGCACCUACUGAAGCCUCUCUGAUUACAGAUGUUCCAGAGUUCACUACAGAGAGCGUUUCUUCUCACACAGAGGCGACUCCAUCAGACGAUGACAACCGUUUCUCCUCUAAUUCCACAGCUGGAGAAGCUACGACUGUAAGCUCAGAUGCUUCAGAUUCUACAAGACCUCCUGACCAAGGAACAACUCUGCCUCAGCCAACAGAAGACUCCAAUCAGCCCACUGGAACAUCAAAACCCACAAUUUCCUCCAGCACUAUAAAGUCUACAACUGACGUUCCUCCUACUGAUGAGCCUGAACUCACAACCGUCAACACACGGGACUCAAACAGAGUUCUGGAAACCUCUCAGGUCACCACCUCACCAGCAACAACCACAGAGGAAACCACUUUGGACACCAACUCAGAGCUCAACUACAGAAACACCACAACAAGCAUUCCAUCUUUACUGGCAGACGAUGAAGAUCCAGCCACUACCGUCUCUCCAACGGGAACAGGAAUUCCCACAUUCCCAUUUCCAGUGCAAAAUGAAACCACAGAUAUAGUUGUACCGGAGACGACUACUGCUGAUCCGCUAACGGCUACAUCUGAACCCACCUCCAAGCCUCAGGGCAAACCUGAUCCAACUAACUUACCCCCCACCUCUAAACCUGACACCAAACCCGUGGACCCACAGACCUUGAACACAGAUAACCCCCGAGAUUACCAAGGAGAUGACAACGAUGAUACAAACCUGUGUAGUGGGCGACCGGUGAGCGGAGUCGCCACACUGAGGAACGGAACGAUGGUGGUGUUCAGAGGCCACUACUUCUGGUUUCUGGACAGAAACCGGGUGCCAAGUCCACCCCAAGAUAUAACACAAGUGUGGGGUGUCCCUUCCCCUAUUGACACCGUGUUCACCCGCUGCAACUGUCAGGGUAAAACCUACAUUUUCAAGGGUGGCAAAUACUGGAGGUUUGAAAAUGAUGCUCUGGAUCAUGGAUACCCAAAACUCAUUAAAACAGGCUUUGAUGGGCUGAGGGGUCACAUCACAGCCGCCCUGUCAGUUCCCCAGUACAACAACAGGAAAGAGUCUGUCUACUUCUUCAAGAGAGGAGGAUUUGUUCAAAAAUAUUCCUACCAGUUUGGAACCAGUCCAACAUGUGACCGUGCGGUCCACUAUCCCAUUUACACCAUUCGUGCCCGAACGGUUCGACAAGCAGUUUCUGUUUUAGCACCAGAAAUCAACAUCCGUAAAUCCUGGAGAGGCUUCCCCCACAUCAUCACAGCUGCCGUGUCCAUAACGAGCCCCACAGAUCGGGAGGGGUACAAAUACACAGUCUUCUCAAGAUCAAUAUCCUACAAUGUGAUCAUGAAAGGUGAACGUCCCGUCAUGGCUGAACCAAACACACCCCCUCGGACCAACACCUUCUUCAAAUGUCAGAAAAAAACCUAACAGAAAAGCACCGACUGUUUCCUCCCAAACCACUGUUCCUGUGUUUAUUUUCUUCUUAAGACACAGUUUCAGCACGGAUUACAAAAAGGACUCUCUGAACACGUAAAAAAAAAAAAAAAAAAAAAA